This is a messenger RNA of Rhinopithecus roxellana (golden snub-nosed monkey), 738 nucleotides long. Its product is annotated as 60S ribosomal protein L15. Gene Ontology annotation, molecular function: structural constituent of ribosome; RNA binding. Gene Ontology annotation, cellular component: cytosolic large ribosomal subunit; ribosome. NCBI's taxonomy places the organism in Eukaryota, Metazoa, Chordata, Mammalia, Primates, Cercopithecidae. The coding region runs from base 61 to 675 and encodes 204 amino acids. The record is from RefSeq and is a predicted model, not a curated record. The transcript has a single exon. Gene Ontology annotation, biological process: cytoplasmic translation.
GGGAUUGUGGGAGUACAGCUCUUUCCUUUCCGUCUGGCGGCAGCCAUCAGGUAAGCCAAGAUGGGUGCAUACAAGUACAUCCAGGAGCUAUGGAGAAAGAAGCAGUCUGAUGUCAUGCGCUUUCUUCUGAGGGUCCGCUGCUGGCAGUACCGCCAGCUCUCUGCUCUCCGCAGGGCUCCCCGCCCCACCCGGCCUGAUAAAGCGCGCCGACUGGGCUACAAGGCCAAGCAAGGUUACGUUAUAUAUAGGAUUCGUGUUCGCCGUGGUGGCCGAAAACACCCAGUUCCUAAGGGUGCAACUUACGGCAAGCCUGUCCAUCAUGGUGUUAACCAGCUAAAGUUUGCUGGAAGCCUUCAGUCCCUUGCAGAGGAGCGAGCUGGACGCCACUGUGGGGCUCUGAGAGUCCUGAAUUCUUACUGGGUUGGAGAAGAUUCCACACACAAAUUUUUUGAGGUUAUCUUCAUUGAUCCAUUCCAUAAAGCUAUCAGAAGAAAUCCUGACACCCAGUGGAUCACCAAACCAGUCCACAAGCACAGGGAGAUGCGUGGGCUGACAUCUGCAGGCCGAAAGAGCCCUGGCCUUGGAAAGGGCCAUAAGUUCCACCAUACUAUUGGUGGUUCUCCCCGGGCAGCUUGGAGAAGGCGCAAUACUCUCCAGCUCCACCGUUACCGCUAAUAUAAGUAAAGUUUGUAAAAUUCUUACCUAAUAAACAAUUUAGGACAGUCAAAAAAAAAAAAA